GUUGGCCGCUGCAAGGCUUUCAGCCAUUCAUGCCGACACAGACCAGUAGACACGUACAAUAAAUGUCUUCCUACAGAUCAAUGACCACUGGAAGAGAUGGCGGACCUAGCGAGAAAUAGACAAGUACACGGCGGAGGUAUGCAAAUAGACAAAUAAACGGAGAAACAGGAAAACUGGAACAGGGUGCAAGUCACCUACACACUGCACUUUACGAAGCAAGCUCCCUCCCUCCCUCCCUACCUACCACUCCUUACCUCUUCCUCCCUCCCUCCCGAGACACGUAUCCACGGCCUGAUUGUUUCUACACGUCAGCACGUCAAGAUCGGUCGCAUGACUGCGACCAAUUCCCACGCCCAGCAAUCCCUCUCUGCCUACAUGCAUCGGUCAGGUUGGCUGCGACACGAAUGGGCUCGUGGCCCACCGCGCCAUGUCAUCCACCGACCCAGCAAAAGCCACAUCCGUCUUGCACUGCUCACACAGGUAGCCCCGUGCAGCAGCUCCAGCGGCUCUUUGUCUUGCUUGAUGCGCUCCCUGCUCUCCUGCUCGCGCCGGGCGUUCUCGGCCUUGACCCGGGGUAGAUUCUGCUGCCAUGUGGUCUUGCGGCGGGCAUAGCAGGUGGUGCAGAUGUGCAUGUGUCUGCAGGGGAUGUACAUGACGGUCGCGGGGCCGUGCUCGCCAAAACAGAUGAGACAGUCCACCACAGCCGCACUGUUGCUGGCAGCACCGGCGGUUGUUGCUGGGGGUGAGGGGCGCUGGGGCUGGCGGGGCCUGUCGUUUCCCUCAUCAAAGCUGCUAGACGGCAAGCAGGCAGGCGACCUGACACAAACAACAGAGCAACAGCCGUACCGCCACCUCAUCGGUGUUACCUCGAUGCCUCACCUGUCGGGAAGUGUCACUGGUGUCACCGACCGCCCAUCGCCACCGCCACAAGACGCAAACCUGAAUGAGGAAACACAUAUGGAGUUGCCGACAUAUGACCUGUCCCCUGCUAUAUGCCCUCACCUGCCAUGGUUGACGAGUGGCGGGGGGCCUCUGUUGUGAGAUGCACCAGCUUGAGCACACGCCGAACUCACCGGUGAGGACAGCUCCUUGCUGAGGGCAGCACCAGAUGAGAGCUCAGGUGGGCUGGGUGGAGGGGGCGGGGGCGGGGGAAGGGGAAGGGGACGGGGAGACCGCCGAUGAGCCUUCGGGUUGCUGAUGACCUCCGCUGACGGCAGCCAGGGAGCUGAAGGGGCCGCGCCCAUCGACGGUGGUGGAGAUGCGAUUGUUGGCAGCCCCAGGCCCCUCCCGGCCGCCCGUCUCCUCUGUGCUAUGCUCACGCUCAUCGGCAGAGUGUCGCGCGGGGUCGGGUUUGCCGUCGAUGUGGCACUGCUGACAGCUCCAGACGGAUGCCCCUCACUCACCCUCUUUGCAGGGCUGCUGGUUGCCGUCUGGUGAGAUGAAAUCGCUUGAGUCGUCCUGCCCCUCUUGGUCCGGUUCGACCGAUUGCGCGUCACCGCCGUCCACUGGCGGUCAUCAGACUCCAUCUCGGCCACAGUGGUCGAUACCUCUCGCAGCACAUUGGGUGUCUGGCGGCCACUGCUGCUGCUGCUGCUGGCUGUUGGAGCGGAGGCACGGCCGCCCCCAUCAUUACUCCCACCACCAGUAUCAGCAGCACCAGAGGAAGGCUGAGCAACGGGCCGUCUGGGAACAUUAGUGUGUCGCCCCUUGCCGCCUCUGCCCUUGUCCUUCUUAUCCGCCUCUUCGCCAGCCAGCAGCUCUCUCUGGUGCCGCUCGGCUUGCUGUUCCCGUCGGUACUGCCGCAACCGCAAAAUGUGGAGGUAGAGGAAGCGCCACAAACGCGGCAGCAUGGCCAGGGCGGCAAGAAUGAUAGCGAUGCCGAGAGCCCGACGUGACAAGACUCGGUGGCCGCCUGGGGUCAUUGCGAGAAUGCGGAUGGCCGCUGCCUUCACCGACAGGUCACCAUAGUCCAGCAGCUUGGCUAGAAGGGGCAGUCCGCCCACCUCCACCAACUGAGAUUUGGCUGACUCCGCACCAUCCUCCCCCAAGAGGAUCUGCAGGGGGCGUAAGGCGUUGACAGGUUUCAGGGCACCAACUGCACCUCUGCCUGAGAGCUCCGUGCUGCGUGUGAGAGCCUCGACAAGAGAGGGGACCGCGCCAAGCCUGACACAAGCGGAGCCCAUAAGCAUCCGUUUGUGUAUUGGUUUGUUUGGCCACUCAGUUACCGACCGGAUGAGAGCAUCGACUACCCGAGGGCCGCUCCCGGCAAACCCGCUGAGUACGUCGCCCGCUGCCCGCUGAACGUCAUCGUCCCCGGUCUCGCGAGCGACACGAAGCACAGCUUCUCCAAGCUGAUCGACAUACUGCAAGACCACCAGCUCCUCGCUCUGGGCAGUGCCUUUAACCAUUCCCAGCAAAGUACCCACUAGCUGCAGCUUGUCGUCGCUCUGCAGUUCCAGGGCCAACAUCUUGGCGGACGCCGCUACAAGCCCAGUUGGCUGGCUGCGGCCCUCAGAUUCGUCAAGGAGAGACUCCGUGUCUGUGUCGUCCGCCAUGCUCUCCACGUUUGCCUCCAAUAGCUCCAUGGCCCUUUUGGCUCUCAUUUGGAUGGCGUCAGUGGGGUGCUCAACGAGCUGCUCGAUCGAUUGCUUACAACGACCGUCACGCUGCACAUACAUAGAGACACAACACGACAGACGAGCCGUGCAAUUGGGGUGUUUUCCCUCCCUCUUUGCCUUCCCGUGUGUGUGGUCAGUGAGUGCAGGACCUUUGUAAGGAUGAAGGCUUUGGCUCGCCGCCUUAAACUGCCACUGAGCGAACUGACAGACACGUACAGAUUCAAUACUCGUCGAUGUGUGAUGUGAGUACACACCUGAGGGCACCCGCCAAGGAGUCGACGAGAAGAGUGUCAAUGUAGUCCCAGUCCCACAAAGGCGACUGCAUCUCCGCCGUAAGGAAGCCACACGCCUGUUCAACGCAGGUGUGGUCAGCUGCGUAGAUUUGCUGCUGCAGCACACGCAGAGCAAAAAUUAAGAAAUUAAGAAGAUCUGUCUGUUGUGUCUUGCCCACUCACUUGCGUGUCAGUCCCCUCGCGUAUCAGCAGGUUGCACACACGAUUAUACGUCAGGAUGUGGCCAGCUGCAUCGCUGAAUUGGCCAACAUUGCUGCGUGAUACAGCGACUUCCAUGUCACGCAUCGAUGCAGUGAGGACGUUGGGAAGCACUUCAGAAUCGAUCAUGGUCUCAAUUACGGCUGCCUGCAGCCCGGGCCGCUCGCCUGAUCGAACACACACACACAGUUAGGACAAAGAAACACACAAACAAACAAACAAAGGAAGGAGGCUUGUGGUGCGCUGUGGUGGCUGGUAUGGGUCAUCUUACGAAGGUCAUCAAGGAUGGGCAUCAAGAUGUUCUCUACGAUGGCAAUGGCAUGGUGACGCAUCCUGACGUCGGGCACUAACACCAUGGCCGACAGCUUUUUGAGCGCCCCAUGCUCGAACAAUGUGUAGGCCACAUCAACACACUUAGGUCUUGGAGCCAGACACGGAGCGAUUUGGAGCUUCCUGAUGACGUCGGUUGCCGCUCUCUUGGCCCCUUCGUGCUGGUGGUCCAGCAGCUGCACAAGUGGUGGCAGCCCGUCGGCCUCGAGCAGCUCACUCGCCCACUGCAAGCCCUUAUCAUGGGCCACAAGCACCAUCUGGUGCAAGGGCGUGAUGAUGGCUGGGGCAAGCUCCUCGUCUGGCAGCUCUACAGCUCGCUUGAGGGCCCCGACAAGGGAAGAGAUGACACCCACCCUGACACAGACAGACAGACAGCCAUGUGUGUCAGCAGUUCGGCCUGUCUCUUCCUGUCUGUACGUCUGUGUCAGCACUUACCGUAUGAGUGCCUCCACGGUUUUGGUGCCCAUUCUCCCGAUUGACGUCAGCAGCUUCGAUGCCUCCAGCUGCACAGCCGACUCAAAUGCCCCUCCCAGCAGAGCACUGACAGCCUCCCCGGACCGCUCGGCAACGCCUGCAGCAAUGUAGUCCGGCCGUGUGAUGACAGCACGAAGCUGCUUCAUCAGACUGUGCACGUCAUCCUUGUGAAGAUCGCCCCUGACGGCUGGCGACAAGCAGUCCAGCGUGACGACGAGCACAGCCGCCAACAUCAGGGGCGAGAUGACAGUCGAGGGAGUCGGGACGGUAGGCGAAG
Messenger RNA from Vitrella brassicaformis, 4190 nucleotides. NCBI's taxonomy places the organism in Eukaryota, Vitrellaceae. The record is from the annotation of a GenBank genome assembly.